Messenger RNA from Colletotrichum chrysophilum, 1872 nucleotides. Its product is annotated as Polyamine N-acetyltransferase 1. Gene Ontology annotation, cellular component: mRNA cleavage and polyadenylation specificity factor complex. The coding region runs from base 1 to 1872 and encodes 623 amino acids. The transcript has 3 exons. The record is from RefSeq and is a predicted model, not a curated record. Gene Ontology annotation, molecular function: protein binding. NCBI's taxonomy places the organism in Eukaryota, Fungi, Ascomycota, Sordariomycetes, Glomerellales, Glomerellaceae.
AUGGCCUACGAUCCUCGUGGGGAUCAUCACGACAGGCGAGGGCCGCCAGGAGACGGUCAGGACGGAGGCUUUAUUAGAGCUAGAGGACGACAUUAUGGCUCAACCGUCGCACACUGGAUGCGCAAUCGCGCGCCGGCAGACGGAGAUGUCUACACUGGCGAGGCUGAGAGGCCAAGUGCGAGCUUCAUCGUCGAUUUCACACCUCCUUCAGCCAGAAGAACAGAUCCUGGUGAUUCGAUACCCGUGAAGCACCUUCAUUCAUCACUGAACAAGAUCAAACAUCCUAUCAAUGUCGUCCGAUGGACACCAGAAGGCCGCCGUCUCUUGACGGCUUCCUCCAGCGGAGAAUUCACAUUAUGGAACGGCACCGGAUUCAACUUUGAGACCAUCAUGCAGGCUCACGACUCCGCCAUUAGAGCGCUAGCAUACUCUCACAACGACGACUGGCUCAUCUCCGCGGACCACGACGGCAGCGUCAAGUACUGGCAGCCUAACUUUAAUAACCUUCAGAGUAUUGCUGCACAUAACGACCCGAUCAGAGACCUCGCCUUCAGCCCGAACGAUUCCAAGUUCGUCACGGCAUGCGACGACUCGACAUUGAAGAUUUUUGACUUCGCAGGUGGAGUCGAAGAGUCGGUUCUCAAGGGGCACGGCUGGGACGCCAAGAGUUGUGAUUGGCAUCCCACCAAAGGUUUGUUGGUGUCGGGUUCAAAAGACCACGUGGUUAAGCUGUGGGAUCCGAGAACCGGCCGCUGCUUGACGACGCUUCACGGCCAUAAGAACACGAUUACCAAGACGCUCUUUGAGCGAGUUCAAGGAGAUUGCCUUGCAACCUCAGCAAGAGACCAAACUGCCCGCGUCUUCGAUCUCCGAAUGAUGCGAGACAUUUGCUUGUUGAAGGGACACGAGAAGGACAUCUCAACCAUCGCGUGGCAUCCCGUUCACUCGAAUUUCCUUAGCACUGGUGGACACGAUGGCUCUCUAUACCAUUACAUCCUAGACGAGCCGAACACGCCAGCUGGCCACACCACCAUCGCCCCGUACGACAGUUCGGACCCAACCACAACUAGCGCCCAGACCAUCUACCCAGCUCAUAAGGUCCCAUACGCACACGAUUUCGCGAUCUGGUCUCUGGACUGGCACCCGCUUGGUCACAUCCUGGCUUCUGGCUCGAACGACCGUAUCACCAGGUUCUGGUCCAGAAAGCGGCCGGGAGAUUCCGACGUCUUCCAGGACAGGUAUCACAUCGGAGAGGCGGCGGCCGAGGCUCAAGGAACCUGGGACCGUCGCGGAGGUCGUCGCCAAAGACAGGAAGAAGAGGAGCAGGAGAUGGAGGACGAAAUGGACGGCCUCGUCGACCAGAAGAUGCCGCUCAAGCAGCCAGUUGUCCCUGGUUUCCUCGGCUUGCCUGGGUUGCCUGGCCUGCCCGGUCUAUCUAUGCCACCGAAUGGCGCUGGCGGGCCUCCGGUACCGCCACCACCGAUGAUCCCAGGCGUUGGCGCAAACGGUGGAGCUCCCCCGCCGCUGCCGUUCCCUCUACCAGGCUUGCCUGGCCUGAACGGGGCUCCGCCACCGCCUAUCCAACUGCCUGGUGGCAUAGACCCGAGCAAUCCUGCCGACCUUGCAAAGAUCGCCGAGAUGAUCCAGAAGGCCGGAGGCACGCUCCCUCCUCCACCGCCCGGCGGUUUCCCUCCCGGUAUGGUCCCGCCGCCAAAUUUUGUAACACCACCCGGAUUCCCUCCCAUGCCUAUGCCGCCGCCCGGAGCUGACCUUAACGGGCACGACCGCGGGGGCAGGAGAGCUCCUUUGCCCAGUCAGGAGGAGAGUCUCAAGGCGGAGCAGCGACGCGGCAACUAUACGAGAAUUCGUUAG